UCAAUCGGUCACGUGAGGCACGUUGCAGCUUCAUCCCUGGCCAUCAUGGUGCUGGGAAGGGCGCUGCAUUUUGUUUUUAAAGUGGGAGACCGGGCUCGGACUGCCAGAUUUUACAAGGAUGUUCUGGGCAUGGUUGUUCUGAGACACGAGGAAUUUGAAGAAGGCUGCAAAGCGAGCUGUAAUGGCCCUUAUGAUAACAAGUGGAGUAAAACCAUGGUGGGGUAUGGCCCUGAGGACACCCACUUUGUGUCAGAAUUGACUUAUAAUUACGGAAUAGGUGACUAUCGCUUGGGGAAUGACUUCUUGGGGAUUACUAUUCAGUCAAGUGAGGCAGUCAGUAAUGCCAAGAAGCAGGGGUGGGCGAUGACUGAAGAUAAGGAUGGGGUGUUUGUAACUGAGGACCCAGGAGGUUACAAGUUCUUCUUGGUGAAUAAGGAGCGGCCAAAGACAGAUCCUGUGCAGAAGGUAACGUUGGCAGUAUCAGACCUCCAGCGUUCAAUUAACUUCUGGUCCAAUUUGCUUGGGAUGAAGGUUUACGCGAAGGACGACACCAAGAGGCAAGCCUUACUGGGAUACGCAGAUGACCAGUGCAAGCUGGAGCUGCAGGAUAUUGGCAGCCCUGUGGAUCAUGGCUCUGCUUACGGAAGAAUAGCUUUCUCUUGCCCGAGAGAGCAGUUGCCUGCUAUCGAGUCCCAAAUGAAGAAGGAAAAUCAGAGGAUCCUGACUCCGUUGGUGAGCUUGGACACUCCGGGAAAAGCAACAGUCGAGGUUGUGAUCCUGGCAGAUCCGGAUGGCCAUGAAAUUUGCUUUGUGGGUGAGGAGGCUUUCCGUGACCUUUCCAAAAUGGAUCCCGCUGGCAACAAGCUACUGGAGAAUUCUAUAGCAGAAGACAAAAGCGAUGAAUGGUUUGCAAAACACCGCAGACCGAAGCCAUCUGCGUAACCUGGGCAGGGACUGCCCAAGCACGCCCCCUGCUGUGACUGACUGGUGUUGGAAGGUUUUGGGUCCUCCUUUCAGUCCCACAGAGAGAGACUGAGGAACGACAGUCAUAAGAAGCCUUUCAUCACCGAGUAUGUUCUCUGAAGCAAAUCACCUGUCUCCCAUUCUUGCUUUCAAGUACAGUGAACAAAAAUAGUUUCAAAAGUUGUCUCCAAAAUAAAGUCUCAAGUUGGAUGA
This is a messenger RNA of Stegostoma tigrinum, 1176 nucleotides long. RefSeq names its product glyoxalase domain containing 4 (gene glod4). The transcript is spliced from 9 exons. NCBI's taxonomy places the organism in Eukaryota, Metazoa, Chordata, Chondrichthyes, Orectolobiformes, Stegostomatidae. The record is from RefSeq and is a predicted model, not a curated record. Bases 46 to 942 code for a protein of 298 amino acids.